Saccostrea cuccullata (small rock oyster) is the source of this 704-nucleotide messenger RNA. RefSeq names its product mucin-like protein. The record is from RefSeq and is a predicted model, not a curated record. The annotation marks the transcript as partial. Lineage: Eukaryota; Metazoa; Mollusca; Bivalvia; Ostreida; Ostreidae. Gene Ontology annotation, molecular function: calcium ion binding. The transcript has 5 exons.
AUUGUAUGCUAUUGAUUCUUUGAAUGGAGUGUCGAGGGUAUUGUAUGAGCAGGUGUACCAGUGUUAUAACUGUAGUAACCAUGGCAACUGUAACAACUCCUUGGCAACCAGCACCAGUAUCUCUUCAUUCUUCAUUGUAUCUUGUAUUUGUGAUCUGGGAUGGACAGGUGACUCCUGUGAGAUUGAUAUUGAUGGUUGUGCUGGUUCCCCUUGUGAUCCCCUCAGUAACUGUACAGACAAUCCAGCAGCUGAGCACCAGUCAACAGGAAGGGCAUUCAAGUGUGAAAACUGUCCCCAGGGAUACCAGAUAACAGAAACUUUUAAGUGUUUGGAUAUUGAUGAAUGCUCCAACAGUUCUGUGAAUGGCUGUGACCAGAUUUGUACAAACACAGAGGGAAGUUACUCCUGCUCAUGUCAUCAAGGAUACAGAUCAGCAGGGACAUUAUGUCUAGACAUAGAUGAGUGUACAGAAGGAACCAGUCACUGUCAACAAGGCUGUGUAAACGCUGUAGGUUAUUAUAAUUGUUCCUGUGUUGACGGCUAUUCCCUCCAGCCAGACGGACUCUCCUGUGUUGUACAAAGUCCACAACAGUCCUGUAACAGUUUGAACUGUAGUCAAGGAUGUUCUGUCAACAGCACGGGUUCUCCAUAUUGUUUCUGUAACCAAGGUUACAGUCUGUUACCAGAUGGAGAAAAUUGUACUG